Molecule: messenger RNA, 2244 nt
Organism: Penicillium nucicola
Lineage: Eukaryota; Fungi; Ascomycota; Eurotiomycetes; Eurotiales; Aspergillaceae
Exons: 3
Coding region: 1-2244 (747 amino acids)
Source: RefSeq, a predicted model, not a curated record
AUGCCCAAGAUGAGGUAUUCAGUGCCGGCUUUGUUGGCGCUGCGCCUCAAUGAAGAUGUACCCUGCAAGUGGACCAGCGAAGCAACGCAUUGCAAAUCCAAGCCAGGUCUCUCGGAAAAUCGCCCGAAUCGUUCAAACAAUGAUGCAGCAAACGUGCUAACAAAAAGCAGCGCGAAAUUGAAAGCCAAACUCCGAUCUCGUGCAGCUCAGGGCAGCAAGAACAAGCCAUCAGUGCUGUCAAAUCCAUCCUUGACCACCACCGACACAGGAUUUGCACAGUUUCUUCAAAAGCAUAGCUCUCCCACGCACCAGCGAGUCACGGCUGGAGGCAAGAUCGUGCCAAUGAUGCCACCGACUCCCCGCCUGGAAGGUGGCUCACCCGUCUUGAAAGUUUUCAUGAGUGAGGAUCCUUCUGUUGUUGGGCGUGUUUUUCUUGACGACAGACUGGUGGCCGAUAAUUCGACAGAUGGACCCUAUGAAAGUUUUCCUGAGUUUAUAAACAUCGCUUCUUUCGAUGAGGGGGAAAUUCGUUUCCACCCCGUGACACCUCAGUCGCUCGAGCCCAUGCGUGAAGUUGAGCCUGCACGUCGCCAUCCACGUUUCCCCAUCCGGGUUCGACGCACUCAUUUUACGGAGGAUGUGCCGCUUCGACAGGCCCCCGAUACCCCAGCGUUUGUCCCAGACCCAGAGCAAGCUCCUUCCGUUCAAAUUGGGUAUAGCGGUAGCUCCGCGUCCCAGUUUGAGUGGUACGAUGAAGGGCGCGCUGAAAGAUGGUUCACAUGGGGUUAUGAAAUCCAGAAAGAAGAAGCUGCGAUGCAGGCAGCUAUGAUCCAGAUCAGACAUCUGGAUAUUUGGGCGGGGGUAGACUUCUAUCGUCGGUAUGUCCGUUGUGCGUGGAGCUGCAACAUAAGAUACUUCCAAGAGGCGGAAGUACGACUGCGACACAAAUUGAGUCUCCAUGAAGAGUGGCUGGCUGACGUCAAUGAGGCUAUAGCGUUAGACCCAUGGUCCAGACCACAAGGGAGAUCUCUGUAUUAUCGAAUUUACAACACCAAUGAGCGAGCGAGGAUGUUGACCUCUCUCGAAGAGCUUGAAGGGAUCCAGGGCACUCGAGGCGGACUGAACGAGUUUGGGCUCACAACCUAUGAAAACAUUGCCAGCACCUUUGGUUCCUAUUCAGCUGUUCAGGACGACUCCAAUGUGACAGUCGGCAGCCGAGAAGAUGCGCUCACAACCGAUGGGGUAAACGAUGUUUUAGUUCGGAGCCACGCGAGGGCCAGUGGACCAGUCCGUAUCAUAGAUCCCCAUACUGGUUGCCCCAUCGAUUUGAUAGGACUAUCACAGAAUCCCAAGAACAGAGCGGCCAAGAAAAAUGGUCAAGCACAUGGCGUUGCUGAUAAAAGUAUCGGUGUGAAGGCCGGUCCCUCAAUUGCGGCUGAAAGCGAGGACACGUCUCUUGAGAUCGCCCAAUCCCCAGAGCACGUUGUCAAAGAGUUAACUGACCGUGUUGAUGAUGCGCUCUUGGUUGAGCAUGAUCAGCUCCCAUCAUGGAUCCCACAAGAGAUGUUAGAUGAUCUUCGUUCAGUGAGAAAGAAGGGAUUCAGCAAGACGGUGCCCCGGAACUUUGGCCGUCCUCGCUAUGGCCCGGGAUUGCAGACUAUCACGGAGGUUGAUUCGGAAUCCUUUUCUCACGACGAUAAUGAGCAUGCUCCUGGUUUACUCGCCGGCCGUACCGUUUCCAGCCCUAUGAUCAAAAGCAAACGUGAGGACCAUGAUGUAUCUGUGAUCAAUGAGAUACUCAGUGAAAGGAACGUGGAAUCUGGACGAAACAAGGUCAAGGCGGGGCGAGAGAACAUGGAUCCAGAGACCAAACAGUCCGACGACGACCAUAGCCAUAUUCAGGAUCGUGAGAUCGCAGGGUCGUCCAUCGAAGGUUCCAGACCCAGUCAACACCUCCGUACUCAGUCUAGCAGCGGUCCAGCUGUCAUUCACGCCAACACCCACAAUACUGAUCUGCAAUUCGACUUGGAGGACCUGGAGUGCUCCUGCACUUCGGAAAUGCCUCUACUCUCGAACCCAAGCCCUUCCCCCACGAGUAGGCCCCGCCUACCUCACCAGAGAAGUGACCCCACCGUGCUCUCGUCCCUUUCGACCAAUCUUCAUGCCCCCCACACUACACCCGCAAUUGUCUUGACCGACAUGACCAAUGUGUACGGCUCCUUUGCAAAGCGUCAAGGGACUUGA